GGAAACUGCGGGGCCGUUAACAUGGAUUUAGAUGCAUAGUGCGCGCGCCACGGAGCCAUGGGAACUCACCGGGUCAAUUAGCUGCGUCGCAUAGCCACAUGAACAGAAGGCAGACAGACCGGGGGCUCGCAGAGGCCCUGGGUGAAGCGGAAAAACGGAACAGCGCGCGACAAGAGUGCAGCCUUCAGGACCCCAGAGAAAGGAGACUAACCGCCUCGCGUCAGGAUGCAGGGUCUGAGCUCACGAGCCCACGCUUUCUCGGUGGAAGCACUGGUCGGUAAAACGAUAAAGAGGAUGAAGGAGGAGAACGGGAAGGACUCGAGCUCACUGGGAGACACAGAGACGGAGACAAGCUCCAAUCGGCAGGAGACAGACAAACACGAUUACCCAAACGACCAGAGGAGGAAGGCUGGUAACACGCCAAGAAGGCUGGGAGACUGCGAAUCUGAGCCGGGGAGAGAAGAAAGGAGAAGGCCGGGAGAUAGUGACUCUAACCCGGGUAGAGAGGAGAGAGAUGUCCGGGUGGAGCUCCAGGGGUCGGAUCUGUGGACUAGGUUUCAUGAGAUCGGGACAGAGAUGAUUAUUACCAAAGCGGGCAGGAGGAUGUUCCCGUCCUUGCGCGUAAAGGUGCGUAACUUGGACCCGUGCCAGCAGUACUACAUCGCCAUGGACGUUUUGCCCAUCGACUCCAAACGAUACAGGUAUGUGUACCACAGCUCUCAGUGGAUGGUGGCAGGAAACACGGACCACUCUUGCGUCGCGCCGCGCUUGUACAUGCACCCGGACUCCCCGUGCGUGGGCGAGACGUGGAUGCGUCAGGUGAUCAGCUUCGAUCGGGUCAAACUGACCAACAAUGAGAUGGAGGACAAGGGACACAUCAUUCUACAGUCAAUGCAUAAGUACAAGCCUCGCGUCCAUGUGAUCCGCCACGACCCCCGGCUGGACCUAUCAAAGAUCCCCUCGCUGCCCACUGAGGGUAUGGCCAGCUUCUCCUUCCCAGAGACAGAGUUCACCACUGUGACAGCCUAUCAGAACCAACAGAUCACCAAAUUGAAGAUUGACAGGAACCCAUUCGCUAAGGGCUUCAGAGACCCAGGACGGAACAGGGGUGUGUUGGACGGCCUCAUGGAGUCCUAUCCCUGGAGAAGCCCCCUCAGUCUGGAGUUCAAACCAUUUACUCUUCAGCUACAAGGAAGUAGCUGUGGGUCUCCAGGCAACUGCACUUCUCCUCUGAAAAGCCUUUUCCCUCUCUCCUGUCCUCCGACCUCUCACCCCUUCACCCUCUCCUCCUUCUCCUGCCCUGACACCAGCCUGCACUCCUUUUGUCUUCCCCUCUGCUGCAAGACCUCCCCCUUCUCCCCCAUCUCCCCCCUGCCGGCCAGACCCUACCCCUCCACCCGGCGCUACUCCCCCCUGCCUCCCCUCCUCUCGGCCCUGCAGGGGAAGAAGGCUCCAGGCUUCAGCGCUCUGUGUCUUCAGGGGGGCGUUCCCGGACAUCCUCCCAGCCUGCAGCCACACCCCUACAGGGCCCUCCCUCUCACAGCUCCCCGCGGGGACCCGGCCCCUCACUACCCUCACCGCUCCCACCCAGACCCAGCUCCCCCAUACUGUCUGUACCGCUCCAGUCUAUCCAGAAACGCUCACCUCACUGCUUUCUCAUGCCACGCCAAACUGGCUGACAGCACCACAGACUGUCUGCUACGCCAGACACCCUGGAACACCACCAUCAACCACUGCCUCUGA
This is a messenger RNA of Salmo salar (Atlantic salmon), 1743 nucleotides long. RefSeq names its product T-box transcription factor 22 (gene tbx22). The record is from RefSeq and is a predicted model, not a curated record. Gene Ontology annotation, cellular component: chromatin; nucleus. Gene Ontology annotation, biological process: regulation of transcription by RNA polymerase II; cell fate specification; positive regulation of DNA-templated transcription. NCBI's taxonomy places the organism in Eukaryota, Metazoa, Chordata, Actinopteri, Salmoniformes, Salmonidae. Gene Ontology annotation, molecular function: RNA polymerase II cis-regulatory region sequence-specific DNA binding; DNA-binding transcription factor activity, RNA polymerase II-specific.